CACUUGGUGACAGCUGAAGCGUAUCACGAAUAAAAAUUGAUUGAGAAGCACAAAGGCCCUCAGCCUGUUGAAAUUGUACCCUAUUACAUAAGGACACGUUUUACAUUGUUGCAAACUGAAGUCAUCUUUAUUCACUUUUGAAGCAUUAUCUACUUUUGAAACAUUGUUCUUCUUUUCCCCCCACCUGUUUACCACUUGGAGGAUGGGCUUAAUGCUUUGAUGUCAUUUCCUGUUAAACACUAUAUUAUACAUUGUUUCACAUCCGUUGUAUACACUUGACAAAGAGUCCAUUGAGACUCGAAACAUGUUGUGUUGAACAAUAAACACCUAAUUGAGCAGUUAAUCCUGCAGUCUGGAUCGUUCCUUGAAAACUUUAUUUUGUGGAUUGAUACGUUCGCACGCACGGCGGAGGUGCAUCACAAGGUUUCGAUCGGAAGUUUUGCUUGCAUUUGUUUGAGGUAACUAGCAACAGUGAUUUAUUGGACUUUAUUUUCCGCCGGCUAGUUUACCCUUACUACUGAAUUAUCUAUUAAAGGAUGUCAGAAGGAACCUCGCCCGGUGUACCUAAUACAGGAGCCGCAACUUUUGCCUAUAACGAUGUAGAGAUCAACAGAAUCCUUGCAGAGAUAAAUACGGACCCUAUGCUGUUUGAAGAUAAACCUCUACACACUAACCUGGCAAAAGACCUUCUAUAUGUACAAAGAAAGGAAACACACAUCACUCUACAUGUGAGUACCCUAGCCGAAUAUAUUAAACUCAGGCGUAUCCCAAGAGGCUUGCGACUAGAUAUCAGACCUAAUCUGUGUGCCAACGACAAAGUGCUGCAACAGAAAUGGUUUGAGAUUUGUAAUAAAUGCAGCAUUGAUCUUAUGGUACUCACCGUUGAAAGAUUAACCAUUAAACUACAAGAAACCCGCCUAGCUAUAGAUGAACUGAAAACCAAGGCACUGGAAGAACUUGGAUCACAAAAACUUACUGAGAUACUGGUGGAGCACAACCACACUCUUAGCAAGCUAAGGGAAAGCAUCAAAGAAAGAAAGCGCGCCAAGUUUGAACGAGACGCCAGCGACUAUAGAGAGAACAGAGUCUACUCAUGGAAGGAGGAGCGAAAAUGGCAGCGUUCGCAGGACAACCAGCAGACCGGACUGCCCGCAUCCACCUACCGGCAACCACGAGGCAACCAGCGCACUACAGUGGAUCUAUCCGGGAGAUUCCCAGAAGGCACACUGAGAAGGCAGCAGGGACCAACGUAUACAGCCGCGACCAGCAGCGAAGACUCGGCAACGUCAAUGCAGGCGUCCUCAAGUUCCUUGGCGUCCUCGGUUUCUUUUUUGGAUCCGCGCACUGCGACACAAGACAGCGACCGGAAACAGCACCACAACAAAGGAUCGAGAGGUGGCAGAGGUCGCUAUCCGAAACGGACCCGCAAGCAAACCAGAUUUUGACCCCAUAGCUACACAUUCAGAAUGUUUCAGAAUCCAGUUAUGGUAACGUACAGUAUUUAUGGCUACUUUAUCAUGUAGAAUAUGUUUAAGUCUGAGAGGACUCUGAGUCAGUUUCAGCCAAUUGAGAGACAGAUUGGGCUAGUAGGCCGUAUGUGGCAGUACUAACAAGUGUUCGCCCAUUGGUCCCCCGUUUUUAACCCCUCUUUUACUCUCGUUUAUAUUGUAUUGAUAUUUUCCUUUCUCUACAGCACUUGGUGACAGCUGAAGCGUAUCACGAAUAAAAAUUGAUUGAGAAGCACAAAGGCCCUCAGCCUGUUGAAAUUGUACCCUAUUACAUAAGGACACGUUUUACAUUGUUGCAAACUGAAGUCAUCUUUAUUCACUUUUGAAGCAUUAUCUACUUUUGAAACAUUGUUCUUCUUUUCCCCCCACCUGUUUACCACUUGGAGGAUGGGCUUAAUGCUUUGAUGUCAUUUCCUGUUAAACACUAUAUUAUACAUUGUUUCACAUCCGUUGUAUACACUUGACAAAGAGUCCAUUGAGACUCGAAACAUGUUGUGUUGAACAAUAAACACCUAAUUGAGCAGUUAAUCCUGCAGUCUGGAUCGUUCCUUGAAAACUUUAUUUUGUGGAUUGAUACGUUCGCACGCACGGCGGAGGUGCAUCACAAGGUUUCGAUCGGAAGUUUUGCUUGCAUUUGUUUGAGGUAACUAGCAACA
Molecule: messenger RNA, 2164 nt
Organism: Xenopus laevis (African clawed frog)
Lineage: Eukaryota; Metazoa; Chordata; Amphibia; Anura; Pipidae
Exons: 2
Coding region: 537-1445 (302 amino acids)
Source: RefSeq, a predicted model, not a curated record